AUGAGCACCCAAUACAGCAUCCUUUUUAAACAGGAGCAUGCACACGAUGAUGCAAUUUGGACGGCGGCGUGGGGGAAAAGUGAUGCGGACGGUUCGGAAACGAUUGUCACCGGCUCGCUUGAUGAUAUGGUCAAAGUGUGGAAAUGGUCAGAUGAGAAACUGGAGCUGCAGUGGACACUGGAGGGCCAUCAGCUGGGUGUCGUGUCAGUGGACAUCAGCCACAACGCCGCCAUCGCCGUCUCCAGUUCGCUAGACGCGCACAUUCGCCUCUGGGACCUGGAGUCUGGGAAACAGAUCAAGUCUUUGGAUGCCGGACCAGUGGACGCCUGGACGGUGGCGUUCUCGCCCGAUUCAAAGUACAUCGCCACAGGAAGCCACCUUGGCAAGGUCAACAUCUUUGGCGUGGAAAGCGGCAAGAAGGAAUACUCUUUGGACACUAGGGGGAAAUUUAUUCUGAGCAUCGCUUAUAGCCCAGAUGGUAAAUAUUUGGCCAGCGGUGCGAUUGACGGCAUCAUUAACAUUUUUGACAUUGCUACCGGGAAACUCCUCCAUACGUUGGAAGGACACGCCAUGCCCAUCCGUUCACUGACCUUUUCUCCCGACUCCCAACUGCUGGUAACGGCAUCUGACGACGGCUACAUCAAGAUUUAUGACGUGCAACACGCGAACCUGGCCGGUACGCUGAGCGGACAUGGAUCAUGGGUUCUCAAUGUGGCUUUCUCCCCAGAUAACACACAUUUUGUUUCCAGCUCGUCGGACAAAAGCGUCAAAGUUUGGGACGCUAGUUCCAGAGCGUGCAUCAACACCUUCUUUGACCACCAAGACCAGGUGUGGAGUGUCAAGUAUAACAGCAACGGUUCCAAAAUCAUCUCGGCUGGUGACGACCGUGCCAUUCAUAUUUACGACUGCCCGAUGUGA
Molecule: messenger RNA, 918 nt
Organism: Nerophis lumbriciformis (worm pipefish)
Lineage: Eukaryota; Metazoa; Chordata; Actinopteri; Syngnathiformes; Syngnathidae
Source: RefSeq, a predicted model, not a curated record